Messenger RNA from Polyodon spathula (Mississippi paddlefish), 2377 nucleotides. RefSeq lists its product as uncharacterized. The record is from RefSeq and is a predicted model, not a curated record. The transcript has 3 exons. Gene Ontology annotation, biological process: neurofilament bundle assembly. Lineage: Eukaryota; Metazoa; Chordata; Actinopteri; Acipenseriformes; Polyodontidae. The coding region runs from base 119 to 1306 and encodes 395 amino acids. Gene Ontology annotation, molecular function: structural constituent of postsynaptic intermediate filament cytoskeleton. Gene Ontology annotation, cellular component: postsynaptic intermediate filament cytoskeleton; cytoplasm; intermediate filament.
GGGAUGGCUCUGCAGCAUUUCUGUACUGGUGCAGUGCAGACAGCAGAUAGAGCAUUAAGGUGUGCAGAACAAGGGGGACUACAUUUAAAAAAUAGAACAACAUAAAACAGCAGACAUCAUGAGCUACGACCCCUAUAAUCCCCGCAGGCCCUGGGAUGAUUAUAGGAGCAUCCGUCCAGCCAAGUCCACCAUCUCCUCCUCCAUGUAUCCCCCGCAUCGAUCCUCCCCCUCCAUGAAGCGGUCCAUCCGGACCCCCCUCUCCUCCAUGCCGGACUCCCUGGACAGGUUGGAUCUUUCCCAGGUGAGCACCCUCAACACUGAAUUGCUCAGCCUGAGAGCCAAGGAGAAGGAGCAGCUGGUGGACCUCAAUGACCGCUUUGCCACCUACAUUGACAAGGUCCACUAUCUGGAGCAGCAGAACAAGGUGCUACUGGUGGAGCUGGAAGCCCUCAGACAGAGGCAGAAUGACCCCUCCCGACUGCACCACAUUUAUGAGCAAGAGGUGCGCAGCCUGAGGGCUCUGCUGGACACGGAGACCAAUGAGAAGAUGCGCAUGGAGGCGGAGAGGGACCACCUGCGGGAUGUCUAUGGCCAGAUGAAGGACAAGUAUGAGGAAGAGGUGCAUCUGCGAAUGGAUGCUGAGGACGCCCUGCAGAAGAUCCGGGAGGAGGCAGAUAAAGCGGUGCUGGCCAACAGCGAUAUUGACGGCAGCAUCACCUCCCUGGUGAAUGAGAUCUCUUUCCUCAGGAAGGUCUUCUCCGAAGAGAAUAAUGAGCUUACAUCUCAGAUCCAAGCUGCCAGCAUUACUGUAGACAAGGAGGUGGCCAAGCCUGACCUCUCCCUGGCUCUGAAGGAGAUCCGAUCUCAGUAUGAGAAACUGGCCAACAAGAACAUGCAAGCCGCUGAAGACUGGUACAGGGCCAAGUUUGCCACUGUUGCUGAGAUGACCACCAAGAACAACGAAGCGGUGAGGUCCAUCAGAGAAGAGACCACAGAGUACAGGAGGCUGCUUCAGUCCCGGUCCUCAGAGAUCGAAGCCCUCAAGACUGUCAUCCAGUCCCUCAACAAGCAGCUAGAGAAUCUGGAGGAAAGGCAGUCCAGAGAAGUUGAGAAGUAUCAGGAAAGGAUAAACGAGUUAGAGAAAGAUAUCAAUGAUGCCAAGCAGGAGAUGGCACACUACCUGAGAGAAUAUCAAGAUCUCCUGAAUGUCAAGAUGGCCUUGGAUAUUGAAAUAGCUGCAUACAGGAAACUUCUGGAAGGCGAGGAGAUCAGGCUGUGCUUUUCCUCAAUGCCUGCACUCAGCUGAACAGGAAACCAGCCGAACGAGUCGGCACAGAAGCCAGCCGUGCCCUUGUUAAUUUACCUAACAAGAGGUCCAUUUCAAACUCCCCCUUCUUCUCCACACACCGUGUAUCUGAUUGUCAAACACUGAAAGCGCAGGAGAAUCUGAACAAACCCAAAAUAGGAAACUGAAAGAAACAGCUGCAUUAACUAGCAACCAGCAGACCAGUGCACAGUAUUCUUUUGGUAAUAGUAUCUGUAGUUGAAUUCUUUGCAUAGGUUAUCAUUGCAAUAAAAUUCUUCAAAAUUAUAGCUUCAUAAUUAUAUUCCAUAUUUCAAAUGGCAUUAUUUAUAAAGGUUAUAAAUAAAAUAUAGGCAAAACAAAGCUCAAAUUAAUUCACUCUAAAUGAUAAGAUGUUGAAAGUAAACUAUUAAUUACUGUACUGUGGCUUAUUAUGUUCUGUCCGGAUUGCCAAAAGGAUUUUGUUCCCCUACCCCUAGUUUUACUCAAUUUACUACAUUUUGUUGCAUAUAAAUCAGUAGCAUAAUUUGCAUUAAUUUGAUUUUCCUUGAUAUUUCAAUUAAGAUGAGCUUUAAAAUAUAUUUAGCGUUGUUCUAUAAAAUACAUUAAAGAAAUUGAUACUAUUGAUACAAAUAAUGAAUAAUUAUAAUAAAGUGUAGCUAUCAAAACAGAAAUAUAUAUUUUGUAGAAAAGCUCAAAAAGUGUGAAGACAAUGUUAUCACGACAUUGACAGCAGAGGGGAGACCUUCAGCAUCAAAUGCCUAGCUGCUUCUGUUCUGUAUAUUCGUUUGAGGCUCUCUUUGGUAGGCUAGCAUAUAGUUUGGACAAAAGCAAAACCUGCAAGGUAACCUGUGAAACUACAUUUUAACAAUUAUUUAAAUAAAUAAAUAAAAUUAGAAAGUGCAGUAUGACCUGUGAAAAAAAGAAGACUGUGCAGGAAAAUAAGCUUCCAGUUGUGCCAAUCUUAGAUCUGAGCGGUGCUUUAAGCUGUUUAAAAUAUGCACCUAAUUAGCCUGAUGUAUGUAUAACACAGUAGUGCCCUAAUUAAUAAAAUUACAGUGCUAUUACACAUUA